AUGCAUCCUACUGAAGCGGCUAACCCUCCUCACUGCCACAGUGCCACCGAUAACUUACCAAGCAGGGUUGACUCUCCUUCCGCGCCAAGCGAUGAUGCAGCUCCAGCCCAUCCUACCCAGUCUACUCCUGUUAUAUUCACUAUUAUUGAACCCGCCCUGACUACAGGAUUUAUUUCCAAUUUUCUGACUCUUAGCGGCGGCCUCACACUUACUCAUGCUCUUGGUCGAGAAGCUGGCCCCGGCAAGGCCAAUUGGAUGGCCGCCUCGUAUUCGUGGGCUCCCUUUUCUUUAUUUUCUAUCCUCUUAGUCCUUGCUGUUCAAGAGGCCCUGACGCUUCUCGCUUUGUCUAAUACACUGCAAUUGCUGACACACCAAACUCGUCCUGGUGCCAUUUACGGCCACCAGCGACUUGCACUGAUAGGCCUAGGCAUCUUUGCCAUCUUCUCACUGGCCAAUGGAUUUUGCCGCUCUUUUGAGUCGUUCGUGGCGGUGAGAGCUUUAAGUGGGGUUGGUGGUGGCAUCUAUAUGCCCAAUGCAAUCACAGCUUUAGGCCUAAUGGUGCCACCGGGCCAAACAAGGAAUUUGCUGUAUGGGAUUUUCGCCGCUUCGCCGCCUCUGGGUGGUCUUGCUGGCGCUUUCCUCGCCGGUCUCUGUGCAACAUGGGAUGGACUUUGGAGCUGGACAGUUCUAUUUGGCGUUUUGGGUAUUAUCUCGGUAAUCAGUUGUGUCAUCCUGGCAAUAAUCCUACCUCACGAGCAGCCAGUCGAUCCCAAAGGCAAGAUCGACGUGGUUGGAGCUUGUCUGGGUCUUUCAAGCUUAUUGCUCUUCAAUGUAGCAUGGAGCCAAGCUCCUGCAGUGGGGUGGUCGACCCCGUCUGAGAUCGCCAUUCUAACCGUGUCGGUCCUCAUAUUUGUACUGUUUCUCCUUUGGGAACAUUUCAUUGCCUCAGAACCCAUCGUACCUCUUAAUAUCUUUCGGGCUCCAACGUUCUUUGCCAUGAUUUUUGUUGUUUUAUUCAGCUAUAUGGCUUUUGGAAUUGCUCUUUGGUACACUAUUUCUUGGCAGCAAAUACUGCGACAGCUCUCGGUUCUUCAAAUCGCUAUUAACCUUAUCCCCUUUGGACUCGGAUCUACCGCCGCCGUGGGCCUUGCUGUGUUUUUGCUUCCUCGGGUCGAGGCAAAAUUUGUCAUGGGCAUCGGAGUCAUUGUCAUCAUUGGAGCGAGUCUCCUCCUGGCAACAAUGCCAAUGCAUCAAACGUACUGGGCACAAGUAUUCCCUGCUAUGCUACUCUGCGGCUGCUGCCCCGACUUUGUCUAUUUGGCUGCUCAAGUCAUAGCUAGUAAUAGUGUGAAUCGGAAGCAUCAGGGCAUAGCAAGCAGCCUAGUCGGUACACUGAACCUCUAUGGCGUAAGCUUGGGAUUGGGAUUCGCUGGGACUAUUGAGAUUGAGGUAGGUAAGAAGAAGUCUUUGCGACUAGCAGGAGGUGGCGAAAGUAUGGAAGCCAUCAUGUCUGGUUUCAAGGCUGCGCUAUAUUUCAGUGCUGCUUUAGCUACCAUAGGCCUGAUUUUGGAUUUUGCGUUUGUCAAGCUUCCAAAAGCAGAGCGUCAUGGCUGGGGGGAGGACAUGGCUUUGGAAGCACCUGAUAUAGCAGUCAGACAUACUGGCUCCGAAGCAAAUGCAGUAGCUUUGGGAUAG
Talaromyces rugulosus is the source of this 1695-nucleotide messenger RNA. RefSeq lists its product as uncharacterized. Lineage: Eukaryota; Fungi; Ascomycota; Eurotiomycetes; Eurotiales; Trichocomaceae. Gene Ontology annotation, cellular component: membrane. Gene Ontology annotation, molecular function: transmembrane transporter activity. The record is from RefSeq and is a predicted model, not a curated record. The coding region runs from base 1 to 1695 and encodes 564 amino acids. The transcript is spliced from 5 exons. Gene Ontology annotation, biological process: transmembrane transport.